Endocarpon pusillum Z07020 is the source of this 894-nucleotide messenger RNA. Its product is annotated as GPN-loop GTPase 3. The coding region runs from base 1 to 894 and encodes 297 amino acids. The record is from RefSeq and is a predicted model, not a curated record. Gene Ontology annotation, molecular function: GTPase activity. Lineage: Eukaryota; Fungi; Ascomycota; Eurotiomycetes; Verrucariales; Verrucariaceae. The transcript is spliced from 2 exons.
AUGUCCAAAUUUGGUGUCCUGGUGAUGGGCCCAGCAGGUGCAGGUAAGACUACCUUCUGCACAGCAUUGAUAGAACACCUACAGAACUCUCGGCGAAGUUGCUUCUAUGUCAACCUUGAUCCCGCCGCCUCAGACUUCAGCUAUGAACCCGAUCUCGAUAUCAAAGAUCUUAUUUCCCUCGACGAUGUUAUGGAGGAGCUGUCCCUCGGACCGAAUGGUGGCCUGAUCUACUGUUUCGAAUUUCUGCUACAGAACUUGGAUUUUCUAUCUACAGCCAUUGAACCUCUGAGCGAGGAGUAUCUCAUCAUCUUCGACCUGCCUGGUCAGAUUGAACUAUACACGCACAUCCCACUUCUUCCCGGACUGAUCGGGCAUCUCUCAAGAUCCGGCCCGUUGAACAUCAGCCUGUGUGCUGCAUACCUUCUAGAAGCGACCUUUGUGAUUGACAAGGCCAAAUUCUUCGCUGGGACCCUUUCCGCCAUGAGCGCAAUGAUCAUGCUCGAGCUUCCUCACGUUAAUAUCUUGUCCAAGAUGGACUUGGUCAAAGACCUGAUGGGCCAAAAGGAGUUGAAGCGUUUUGUGGAUCCAGAUCAAGCCCUUCUGGACGACGAAGACACUGGACGAGGGAGCGCAGCACAUACGGUCGACUUGAGGGAUCCAGCAGAGAUUGACACAGUCAUGAGCGGUGGAUCGUUCAAAAAGCUGAACAGAGCUGUUGCGAAGUUGAUCGAUGAUUUCAGUAUGGUAUCAUUUCUGCGACUUGAUGUUCAGGAUGAAGACAGUGUGGGUGACAUUCUCAGCUACAUCGAUGAUGCGAUCCAAUACCAUGAAGCGCAAGAACCACGAGAGCCGCGAGAACGAGAAGAUGCUGAGCCAGCGUGGGAGGGUGGAUGA